AUGCGGUCCAGGAAGCGCCGCAACCGCCCGUCACCCCACGAUAUCACGUUCACCACCUUUACCCGCAACGCUGUACAACACCAUCGCCACGCUCUCUUCAUGCCGGUCAUCUACGCCGACAUACUCCCAUACAUAUUUGUCCUACCGCACCUUUUCAUCCUCCAGUCGCCCAUGCAUCUUGACCCAACCAGGUUGAAUAGCUGGAACGGCAUUGGACGGAUUAAAGCGGCGUGUUACACACAGUAUAUCACUAAAGACUCGGUAGAUCCGGGGGAGGUGGUACUCGACGCUGCGGAUCAACCAACACUCCUUCUCCUCGGGCAAAUCGGUCAUGAAUGUGCACUUUCCACCUCGAAUCGACUUUCCCCUUCGCUCUACCUUUGCCCGCAUACACCCACCUUUCAGUACCUAGCGGCCCAUCUCACUACCGACUUUUCCGCAGCCGAGAGGGAGAAAAACAUUCCCCAACCCCCCUCCGCGGCUGGCAAACGCGAUGCUACUCGUCUGGAACUCGAAGCCGACAACAAACCACCACCACACAUGAAAGGACUUUCCUAUUCGCCAGCACGUAGAAGCCGAGGACAGAUGACCACGUAG
This is a messenger RNA of Parastagonospora nodorum SN15, 597 nucleotides long. RefSeq lists its product as hypothetical. The transcript is spliced from 4 exons. Bases 1 to 597 code for a protein of 198 amino acids. The record is from RefSeq and is a predicted model, not a curated record. NCBI's taxonomy places the organism in Eukaryota, Fungi, Ascomycota, Dothideomycetes, Pleosporales, Phaeosphaeriaceae.